UGAAAAAUACUUGAUCAAUCAUUUAUCGACGUUGUUUACGAUAUAAUAAAGGUUAUCUCUUCUUUAUUCACUGGAAGUCUUUCUCUCAAUAACCAACAAACAGACCGUAUGUGUGUGUAGUGUACCGUUUUUGUGGUAUCGAACAACGGUGCCGCAAAACCCAUAAUGGAAAGCGAUGAAAACGUAGGGACUGAACAAAGGCAAUUUCUGGUCGAUGGAGAGUACUUAAUUAAUGUAAAAGACCAUGUCAUCGCAGAUAUAAACCCGGAAGCAUCUUCUACUUAUAGUGCCACAACAAUCUUAAAUUACUUUCAAGAAAAAAUGAUAACACCCUAUCUACGCUUGAUGAGGUUAAUGAGUUUAAGACCUCUGAUUACCGCACAAGAAAACUGUGCAUUUUUCGAAUGUCUCAAUUUUUUUUACGUGCUCAUACUCUUGCUCCUCAUGAUUGCUGGGUACUUCUUGCAGUAUAUGUCGUGUUUUCGAAGGGAUAGAGGAUUUUGCUAUGUGGUCCAAACCACUGAUAUGUAUAGUGCUGUUGGAGUAAGUGAAAAAUUCAUACAGGACAAAAUCUGUUACGGAUCUACAGUUUUUAGUUUCAUUUUACCUGGUUGUCUGCAUCUUGUAGCGUACUUGCAUGCCAUAUAUGUAAUGAGAAGGUCGGACGAUGAUCAAAUAUCUCUUCUUAUGGAAAGGGUGAUUUUAGCAUCCAGUAAUCUCUCAAACGGUUUCAUAGUUCAAAAGAAACUGAUGAAAACAUUAUGGAUCUUCUUAACAGUAAGUGCUAUUUGGAUGCUGAUGUCCUCCAUAUCAAUUGCUUCAAUGACUUAUGAAGGAAAUAUCGAUUUCAAGUGGAUUCCAGAAACCAGAUCUCCGAAUUUGGACAUAACACUGAAAGUCUUGUUGGUGGCUACUAUUUUAUGGCAUGACAUGAUCGAAGGAAUAAUAAUUGCAAAUUAUUGUAUACAGACACAACUGCUGAUCUCCUAUUUGUUUUUUUUGAGGGAGAGACUACUUCAGUACGCAGUUGAGCCUAUCAAAUGGAUGAGGGAUAUAGAAGAAUUCAGGAAGAUGUUGAAUUACGUGAAUUCAGAAGUUUCUCUGUCAGUUAGCAUUUUUACCCUAGUCAACAUUUCUUAUGCAAUAUCUGGUAUAUUAUGGCUGUUGAAGCUAGAUGUUGUAGAUAAGAAACCUAUGCCUAUUGUGGGAAUUAGCCUGAUGAUCAUCCUGCUUUGGAUAUUCAUUGCUGUUAUACCAUUUAUACAGGCCAUCCGUCUCAGCAAUGCUUGUGAGAUGUUAAAAGAUGUAGGUCACAAAGUGAGAAUACAACCCUUCGUUCACUCUGGCACGCCUACAUCUGAACUAGAUUCAGUUCUAUUAUUCACAUCGACACUGAGGAUCAAUGCGAAAUUAUUCAAUAAUAUCGUAACAGGAUCUAACUUGUGUUUUUGUCUUGUUAUUACAUGUAUUGGAAUCUUAGUUUUAGGUAUGUGUCAUUACUUAGCAUUUUAAAAAUAAUGAUAGAUCUGUUAUUUUUGUUGUUUAGGCUGUUGAUCGAAAAUUUUAUUUUAA
Molecule: messenger RNA, 1572 nt
Organism: Harmonia axyridis
Lineage: Eukaryota; Metazoa; Arthropoda; Insecta; Coleoptera; Coccinellidae
Gene: GrlHz
Exons: 7
Coding region: 166-1512 (448 amino acids)
Source: RefSeq, a predicted model, not a curated record